AUGUUCUUCAGCUGCCGCGCCAAACAGCCCACGCCUCCGCCGCCCCGGCCGCACUGCGUCUACUCUGGCUGCAUUCAUAAGGUCUUGAAAUGCGAGGCACCGGCCAAAGCUAAGCGCAUUCUCUCCAUCUUUUGCAAAGAUCAUGCCUGCCGGUCACGUACUGGUGAGAAGAUGUGUACAAACCCCAAACAGCCUGGUUUAUCCAAGUACUGCGAAGAUCGUACGUUGCAUUGCCUUGACCCAAUCAUCUCUUCGGCUGUCUGGCUGUACCGUCCAGCGCAUCUUCGCCGACGCAAACCAGGACUGGCCAUAUUGCCAAAGCCCUUCCACACGCCUAUUUGCCUUAUUCCCGCCUGCGGUCACCCGCGCGUCGGCGACGGCCUCUACUGCCCGAGUCACAGCUGCACCGACAAGGACUGUAACAGCGUAAUCGCCGGCGGCAACUGGUGCAGAGAUCACCGGCUCUGCAAGACCGCGGGGUGUGACUCGCUGAGAGUCGUCUCGCCCGGUGGAACACACGAGGAAGUUUGCUGGUUCCCCUGCGGAGCCGUCGUCAGCGGCGGCGUCCACUUCUGCCCCCAGCACGAGUGUACAUAUCCGCCAUGUCGAGAGCGCAAAGACAACGCAACAGAUGCAUCAAGACUCUACUGUGCCAGUCACACCUGCCACGCCCAAACCUGCCCCCAACCAGCAGCAGACCUCGCGAACCCCUCGAAACCGCCACACCAACCGAGCUUCUGCGUAGCGCACAAGUGUGCAGCAAGCCCAGAGUGUCCUCACCCUUCCAAACCGUCUAGCCGCCGCUGCGCACUCCACGCCUGCCUGCACCCGUCCUGCCCAGCUCCGCGCGCCGACGAUCCGCUCCUCGUCUCCGCGAGCCAGUUCUGUAUGAGCCACGAAUGCCGGGCUGCCGGAUGUCAUGGUGCCGCGAGACCAAAUGGGAGUUUUUGCGACGCGGUCCACGCCUGCGUCGUUCCCGGGUGCCCUUCCCCGCGCGGAGUUGGAACCGGUGGGCAACUCGGAGCCGGUGGCCCCGGAUCGGUAUGCUGCGCCUUACACACGGCCAUGAUUGCCCGCGACACCGCGGGCUGGAGCACGGCUACCGAGCGCAAGGGCAUGCCCACGCCGCCUUCCUCUCCGCUACCGCAGAGACAGAAGCAGAAAUUCCCGUAUCUCAGUCAGACGGAGGAGGCGCUGGGAAUGCGGUUCAGGGAGGAGAGGAAUAGGCAUGAUCAGGAAGCUAGACUUGCGGAGGAGACGAGGGCUUGGCACGCUGUUACCACGGCUUCUGCUGCUCGUGGCGGAAAUGGUGAUAUCGAGGUUGUUGGGGGUGUGCCAUUGCCAGGAGGGCUCGAGACGAGGGGCAAGAGGCACAAGGCCAGGAGAAGGGGGAGUUAUGAUAGUGGGGUCGCGCCUAGUCCGACUGUGAGUGAGGGAACUUCACCGAGUGACUUUACGUUUGUGAGUUGA
This is a messenger RNA of Colletotrichum paranaense, 1470 nucleotides long. RefSeq lists its product as uncharacterized. The record is from RefSeq and is a predicted model, not a curated record. Lineage: Eukaryota; Fungi; Ascomycota; Sordariomycetes; Glomerellales; Glomerellaceae. The transcript is spliced from 6 exons. The coding region runs from base 1 to 1470 and encodes 489 amino acids.